AUGGCAAAUUUUGUUUCUCGCGGCAUCUAUUACAUGGAUUCCAAUGAAGAGCCAAAGGAAGUCGAUUUGAAGGAAUUGGCGAAUCUCAACCUCUAUGGCCCAAAGAAUCCUGAGGGUGAAGAGACCGAGAAGGAAGCGACCGAAUCUGCUCCCGAGAAUGCCGACCCGAAUAAAAGAGAUUUGAAGUUAACUGAUUUGCUAAAAGGAGCUGGUGCGCACUAUUACUUUUGGCUCUCAAAUAAAGAUGGAGGAGUUCCCUUCAAGGCCGUGGUGGAGCAACUCGACUGCAAUUUCGGAAAAGUGCACCAUCGACACGAACUCGUCAGCGAAAAAGAUCAAAAGGGCCAGAGUUAUACUUCGUUUUCUUGA
Oikopleura dioica is the source of this 369-nucleotide messenger RNA. The record is from the annotation of a GenBank genome assembly. Lineage: Eukaryota; Metazoa; Chordata; Appendicularia; Copelata; Oikopleuridae.